Molecule: messenger RNA, 1458 nt
Organism: Anolis carolinensis (green anole)
Lineage: Eukaryota; Metazoa; Chordata; Lepidosauria; Squamata; Anolidae
Product: serine protease 27-like
Exons: 8
Coding region: 1-1458 (485 amino acids)
Biological process (GO): proteolysis
Molecular function (GO): serine-type endopeptidase activity
Source: RefSeq, a predicted model, not a curated record
AUGAAAAGCAUUAGUGCCACAAACCCUGAUGACUAUUUCCUGGUAUUUGGAGCCUAUCAACUAUCAAAUCUCUCAACUGAUAAGGUAGUCAGAGAUGUGAACAGGAUUAUUCUUCAUUAUGACUACAUUGGUACCUAUGACUCCAGCGGGGAUAUUGCUUUACUUCAACUCUCGUCCCCUAUGGAAUUCACCAACAACAUCCUCCCUAUUUGUCUGCCAGAGUCAUCUGCAGAAUUCUAUGCAAACACCAAUUGCUGGGUGACAGGAUGGGGAAAUACACAAACUGAUGUGCCAUUAGAGUACCCAAUGACUCUCCAGGAAGUGAACCUGCCUCUCAUCAAAUGGGAAACCUGCAACAUUUAUUAUAAUAAGAAUCUAAUCCAAGGCCAGAGCCAGAAUCCCGUGAAGGCUGAUAUGCUCUGUGCUGGUUAUGAAAUAGGUGGGAAGGAUUCCUGCCAGGGUGAUUCUGGAGGACCUUUGGUUUGCAAAGUACAAGGAAGCUGGUUCCAAGCUGGAAUUGUGAGUUGGGGACGAGGCUGUGCCCUGCACAACUACCCUGGUGUCUACACAUCAGUGCCUUACUACACAAAGUGGAUCAGUGCUACUUUGGAGGGGAUUUGCGGGCAACCACUGAUCCCCGGACGGAUUGUUGGGGGUCAUGCAGCCGCAAACGGGGCAUGGCCUUGGCAAGUCAGCGUUUUACAUUUUGAUGGUCAUAUAUGUGGAGGCUCUCUCAUAAACAAUGAAUGGGUGUUGUCAGCAGCUCAUUGCUUCUAUAAAGCAGAAUUUCCUGGCUUUUAUAUGCUGGUAUUUGGAGCCUAUCAACUAUCAAAUCUCUCAACUGAUGUGGUAGUCAGAGGUGUGAAAAGGAUUAUCCUCCAUUAUGACUACAAUGGUGCCGAUGACUCCAGCGGGGAUAUUGCUUUACUUCAACUCUCGUCCCCUGUGGAUUUCACCAACAAUAUCCUCCCUGUUUGUCUGCCAGAGUCAUCUGCAGAAUUCUAUGCAAACACCAAUUGCUGGGUGACAGGAUGGGGAAAUACACAAACUGAUGUGCCAUUAGAGGACCCAGUGACCCUCCAGCAAGUGAACCUGCCUCUCAUUAAACGAGAAACCUGCAACAGUUAUUUUAAUAAGGUUACAGUCCAAGGCCUGAGCAGGAAUCCCGUGAAGGCUGAUAUGUUCUGUGCUGGUUAUGAAAUGGGUGGGAAGGAUUCCUGCCAGGGUGACUCUGGAGGACCUUUGGUUUGCAAAGUACAAGGAAGCUGGUUCCAGGCUGGAAUUGUGAGCUGGGGAGUAGGCUGUGCCCUGCAAAACUUCCCCGGUGUCUACACAUCAGUGCCUUACUAUGCCAAGUGGAUCAAUGCUGGUUUGGAGGGCAGGGAUCCAAAUAGUGGGUCACACAAUGCUCCCCUUCUGGCAAUCCUCGUGUUUCCUCUCCUGUUGACCCUCAUGUGA